This is a messenger RNA of Spodoptera litura, 3314 nucleotides long. RefSeq names its product zwei Ig domain protein zig-8. Gene Ontology annotation, biological process: synapse organization. Gene Ontology annotation, cellular component: neuron projection membrane. The record is from RefSeq and is a predicted model, not a curated record. Lineage: Eukaryota; Metazoa; Arthropoda; Insecta; Lepidoptera; Noctuidae.
UUGGAAACCCGGGGACGUCGCGUCGAACCCCGCGGCCUUUAUCGCUCGCCCGCAAUGUAAACACUACAAAACUAGUUAUUUUUUUAAUUGGUGCAUCUUGCUUGUGACUGUUCUGUGGAAAGUUUAAAAAAGUUUGCGAAACAAUUGACGUUUGUUGUCGUGUGUUUUUUUUAGAUAUCGAGGUACCAGGGCACCAUAGCAUACAAAGACAUUGAAAAAACUAGUUGGUACUGUUAGCAAUGAUGUCAAGUUUGAACGAGUGCAGUGAUUGUGUCAGUGACAGUGUCUAGGGGUGGACACAUGAUGUGAACAGACAGUCGGCACAAUGUGGGCGGCCCAGCUCAGCUGUAUUUUCAUAUUGUUCGGUGUAACAGCCGGCGGCGGCGGCUGGGAGCCCCUAGGGACCCCUUACUUCGACAACAGCACGAAGCGUGAAGCCACCGCCGCCGUGGGCCAGCCCGCCUACCUACACUGCAGAGUACGAAACCUGGCUGAUAGAGCGGUAUCAUGGAUACGCAAGAGAGACCUACACAUCUUGACAGUAGGUGUGCACACAUACAGCAGUGACGCAAGAUUCGCUGCGCUACAUGCUGAUGGUUCCGAUGAAUGGACGCUGCGAGUGGCGCCUGCGCAACCACGCGACUCCGGCGCAUACGAGUGCCAAGUGUCUACUGAACCAAAGAUUAGUCUAUCAUUUAGACUCACCGUUGUUGUGUCAAAGGCGGAGAUUCUCUCAGGACCGGAGCUGUUCGUCAGAGCUGGAUCAGACAUCAAUCUUACUUGCGUGGCGAAGUACGCCCCUGACCCGCCGAGCUUCAUCUACUGGUAUCGAGGAGAACAAGUGGUGAACUAUGCUCAACGAGGUGGUAUAAGCGUGGAGACUGAGCAGCGCACGCGCACCAGCCGGCUUCUCAUAGCACGCGCCGCUCCCCACGACUCAGGGAACUAUACGUGUGCACCAAGCAGCUCAGAAUCUGCGUCGGUGAUAGUCCACGUGCUGAGCGGGGAGCGGCCGGCGGCGAUGCAGAGCUCGGGCUCGACCCCGCCACGCCUCAACCGCGCCAUCCUCGCCACGCUCACCGCGCUCACCACGCUGCGCCAGCCACGACCAGUGCUCCUCGUCUCCCUCCCGGUCGCCGCGCACUACGUCUCCAUCCCAACACUACUCAUUACCUUACUAUUCGCCAACGCUCUCGUCAAAUUCCUAUCAAAAUUUACGACAGCUCACAUCGAACCCACAUCUUCAAGAUGACCUAUUAGUGCAAACGCGACUUCCCAAACGUUUUAAACUAAGGAAGUAUUUUAUAUGAUUGAGUGAACAAACGAAAUUGUGUCGGACCCUCGGGUUACGUUAUCUGAGUUGAACGUAUUUAAAAUACAACGAUAAAUAUAGACAGUAAUGUUUCCUGUGAGGUAAUUUUAAGGCGAUAAAUCAAUAGCAUAAUGGUCAAUUUAAAAAAUGAUAUUGUUGUUUAUAAAUCUCUAAAUUUCUAUUGUAUCUGUAACAGACAGGAUCGUUUUAGUAAUUUCGAUAAAUAACGACCAGAGAGAUUAAUACGGCACGCAUGAGAUAAUCCUUCUGAUGAUUUAUCCGAGGCUGAAUCUCCUUUGUUCUCACAGCUAACUACGUUCGUCGUCUUAAUCCGGUGCCGAGAUUACAAGCAAAUCGAUUUCGUUAGUCCAACACAGGAAUAUACCGAGAUUCAAUCGAAGUGAACCUUAUCUAUGCGUAACGUAUAUCUAAGCUGCUGGUUGCUCUCUUUGCCACAUUAUUUGCGUUCGAUCAAGUCGAACAAACAACGUCUGUACUAAUGCAUACAAGCGUACAUUAGUAUUGCUGGUAACUACUACAUAACCAUCUUUGUAUUUACAAGUUUCACUAACUAUGAACAAAUAAAAACAGUAAUCUCAUCUUCCAAAAGUCUUGACUCUUAUAUAGCAUUAUAAAGUUGAAUGAUAAAACAAACUUUCUAAAAAUCAAAUGACUUGUUUAUUUUAUUAUCAUUUUUGUUUAAUUUUGUCGCUAACCAGUUUAAUUGGAUGUCAUCUUUCAGUUAAAGAAUAGAUUAAACGUUCAUAAAUUAAAUUACGACGCCAUCUUUUAUUAAACAAUUGGUUGUUGACGAGAUAUUAGAAUUUUCUUGUUGCAAUUUGUAAAGGAAAUCUCAGUACCUAAAGACUAAAUGUUUUCCAAGAGAAUGACCCAAUCUUCAAACGAUUUCAUCUCCAGUGCGCUCAAACAUAAAAUGGGACUAAAUUGAGUUGAUUUCUCAGCCACCACAGAACCAUUUUACUUCGGGUUCGACGAAAGUUCUAAGAAUUUAUAGAAGUCGUCAAUCUUUGAGUGGCUUUGUAAUGAGCCUUACAACGUCUCUUGACAUCAAGUAGCGUUAACAUGAGCUCUCAGAGUGUUCACAAUCAUCCCAAGUUUGUCGCCACAAAAUUUGUGUUCCAACUAUACUACAAUAGAGAUACGGUCUCUUCACAAAAAUCCCAACGCAAAUUCCCUGGACUUUUAAACUGCGCAUACCUUUUUGUAAAUUCGUCUGACUUUUUCACAUUCCACUGUCUUACUCCGGAAUAAAAUUACACAAUCAAAGUUUAGAAUUAGGGUUGCUUUACUGGCCAGAAUAAAAGGCAUCGUUCCGAAAAGUUGUCUCGAGUGACAGCAAGAAACAAAUUACGUACCUUAGGCUUCAUUUGUUUCAAGUUCAUUUCAUGUAGCGAAUCUGGCAGAUAGGUACUAAACAUUGCUCUCAGUCCAUUUUGUUUUUAUUCCUGCUCUUUCUACCCUUACUUAUGUCCGGGGCAAACAAAAACAAUUUGACGACCUUUCAAGUAAAAAACUCGAAGACACUUUGCUACUACUUAUGUCAAUAUUAAAUCUUUAUUACUUUUUAGAUGUUUACAUCUGUUUAAAACUUAAGUAAAAUGCUUGUCAAAGGCAAGUUUAAAUUGUAUAAAAUGUUAAUUUUCUCUAGAUGAUUUAUAGACAUUGGUACCUUUGUAUUUUAAAUAUUUAUUAAAUGAAAUCAUGUUUGAAUAAGAUUUAGCUCGUAUCCUGUACAUAAUAGCUGAUCAAUUGUAAAUAUUAACGAUGUAAAUAAUAAUUAUGAAUUUAAUGUUAUGUUUGUAAUGUCUUGACAGCCAAAAAUACAUUUUAUGUAUUCAGAUUACUUUGGCAACGGUUUCGAACGUCGCCAUCUUUUAAAAGUAGUUAACAAAAGGGUUGUGUAAUAAACUAUCAAAUUGUAGAUGUAUUUAAAUAUGUUACCUAACGAUUUAUAAGAAUACAGACAUAGUAAUAAAAUCAA